AUGACACUUGAUUUCAAGCCACUCAGUCUUGCCCCUCUCCGAAAGAAGACACGGCGUCAAAAUGAGUCCUCUAUCCUCCAAAAGCUCGUCGUAGUUCUUUACCAACCCAAGAGGAAUGCGAAAUUUAAUUUACGGCCACACUUGGUCCAGUACCCUCACACCUUCAAUGAGAACAGAUUCGAGAUAUUUAUCCACUACGGAUCGUACAGCUAUAAGAGCGAUCGCAGCCCAUUCCCGAGAGGGCUUCCACUCUGUCUUCUUACCCGCAAACAGAUUCUCUACGAGGCCAUUAAAGAAUUCUACCAGAAGGCCCGGUUGGCCAAUUACACCGAACCUGAUGAACAUGACGAGUCCUACAAAUCAACUAACGACUUGAUCUCACUUUCUAGAUUUCGUGAGGUUGGCCAUAGCUAUAUCACAGAUGCGAUUGCUUUGUCGGUUAAGGGCAUUGAGGACUAG
Molecule: messenger RNA, 459 nt
Organism: Lindgomyces ingoldianus
Lineage: Eukaryota; Fungi; Ascomycota; Dothideomycetes; Pleosporales; Lindgomycetaceae
Exons: 1
Coding region: 1-459 (152 amino acids)
Source: RefSeq, a predicted model, not a curated record